Molecule: messenger RNA, 3324 nt
Organism: Macrosteles quadrilineatus (aster leafhopper)
Lineage: Eukaryota; Metazoa; Arthropoda; Insecta; Hemiptera; Cicadellidae
Product: threonine--tRNA ligase 1, cytoplasmic-like
Exons: 17
Coding region: 121-2460 (779 amino acids)
Biological process (GO): threonyl-tRNA aminoacylation
Cellular component (GO): cytoplasm
Molecular function (GO): threonine-tRNA ligase activity; ATP binding
Source: RefSeq, a predicted model, not a curated record
UUUGGAUAUUGUUACUUGUUCUUGUUGUCAAAAAUGGGUGAUAAUUUAGUUGAAGAAGUUGCUAAAAUUAACAUUGAAGAUGAAAAGCGCUCUGUGUAACCAUCCAUUUUGAACAUAGAUAUGACAGAAAUCAGUUUGGACAAGUUAAACAAAUACUUAUCUGAAAAUAGUUAUAUAUCUGGAUACCAGGCUAGCCAAAACGACAAUAUUGUUGUUGAUUACUUACUGAAUCAAGAUUUCAAAAAUCAUACUCAUAUUUCUCGCUGGUAUAAUCAUAUAACCAGUUUCGGCUCGAACCGUAAGUCGUUCCCAGAGAUUACAGACGUCAAACCAACGUUUGACUUGAGCUGUAUCAAAGGAUCUACGUCUGAGCUAAGAAAAAUGAAAGAAAAGAAAGCAAAAGAAAAAAGCGGCGGUGGACCUGAAAAAACUACUGCUUCCGAGCUCAACCCAUGGCCUUCAUAUAUUCAGGAGAGAAUUGCUAUGUGGGACAAGCUGAAAGCACAGUACGAUGCUGAGAUAGCAGCCAAAGUUCCGGAAAAUAUCACCGUAACACUGCCUGAUGGUAAACAAGUGUCGGCUCAGUCCUGGAGGACGACUCCCUACGAUGUGGCCAAGGGCAUCAGCCAAGGCCUAGCAGACAACACAGUUAUAUCCAAAGUGAACGGAGAAUUGUGGGACAUUGACCGUCCUCUGGAAGCAAGCUGCAAACUGGAAUUGCUUAAGUUCGACAAUCCUGAAGCUGAGCAGGUUUUCUGGCACUCCAGCGCUCACAUUCUAGGCGAGGCCAUGGAGAGAGUGUACGGAGGCUGUCUGUGCUACGGACCUCCUAUUGAUUCUGGCUUCUACUAUGACAUGCAUAUUGCAGACAGACAGGUAUCAAACGCAGAUUUUCCGGUGAUGGAGGGUAUAGUUAAGAAUAUCGUCAAGGAGAAACAACCUUUUGAAAGGCUGGAACUGAAAAAAGAAGACCUGCUGGAAUUGUUCAAGUACAAUGAGUUCAAGCAGAGGAUCUUGAAGGAGAAAGUAAAGACGCCGACGACUACUGUGUACCGAUGUGGCUCUCUAAUAGACCUGUGCCGAGGACCACACAUCAAGCACACUGGCAAAGUCAAGGCUUUUAAAGUCACCAAGAACUCCGCCACAUAUUGGGAGGGGAAGUCGGACGCAGAGUCGCUUCAAAGAGUCUACGGAAUCGCCUUCCCCGACAACAAACAGAUGAAGGAGUGGGAGAAGUUCCAGGAAGAAGCGGCCAAACGGGAUCAUCGCAAGAUCGGCAGGGAACAAGAGCUGUACUUCUUCCACGAGCUGAGCCCCGGCUCGUGUUUCUUCCAGCCGCGCGGCGCGCACAUCUACAACAAGCUGAUAGACUUUAUCCGUUCCGAGUACCGCAAGCGAGGCUUCCAGGAGGUGGUGACGCCCAACAUAUACAACGCCAAGCUGUGGCAGACGUCGGGUCACUGGGAACAUUACGCGGACAACAUGUUCUCUUUUGAUGUUGAGAAGGAAAUGUUUGCUUUGAAACCAAUGAACUGCCCUGGACACUGUUUGGUGUUUGACCAUCGGCCCAGAUCAUGGAGAGAGCUGCCUCUGAGAAUGGCAGACUUUGGUGUGUUGCAUCGUAAUGAGCUGUCAGGAGCUCUCACAGGAUUGACCAGGGUGAGGAGGUUCCAGCAAGACGACGCUCACAUCUUCUGUGCUGUCAGUCAGAUCAAGGCUGAGAUCACCGGAGCCUUGGACUUUUUGAGGCAUGUCUACGGAGUGUUUGGCUUCACCUUCCAGCUGUGUUUGUCCACAAGACCAGACAAGUUUCUGGGCGACAUUUCCGUCUGGGACCACGCCGAGAAGCAACUUGCGGACAGUUUAAAUGAGUUUGGAGAGACGUGGAGAGAGAACCCGGGUGACGGAGCUUUCUACGGCCCCAAGAUUGACAUUACAAUCAUGGACGCUUUGAGACGCAACCAUCAGUGCGCUACGAUCCAGCUGGACUUCCAGCUACCCAUCAGGUUCAACCUGUCGUACAUCAAUGAUGAUGGAGAGAAGACGAGGCCGGUCAUCAUACACAGGGCCAUUCUUGGUUCUGUGGAGCGUAUGAUCGCUAUUCUGACAGAGUCGUACGCUGGCAAGUGGCCGUUCUGGCUGUCCCCUCGACAGGUCAUGGUCAUCCCGGUCGGACCUCCGUUCCAAGACUACGCUGAAAAGGUCAAGAACUUGCUGUACGAGGCUGGUUUCAUCUGUGAACUAGACAUCGACUCUGGCGACACCAUGAACAAGAAGAUCAGAAACGCUCAACUCGCUCAAUACAACUUCAUCCUUGUUGUUGGUGAGAGGGAAAAGACAGCUGAGACAGUGAACGUCCGGACCAGAGAUAACGUCAUCCAUGGAGAACUCAACCUUCCGGAUCUUAUCUCCAAGUUCAAGCGCCUCUCUGAAGAAAAGUGCAGCGAAGACAAGUUCUAAGUCGUACAGGAACCACUGGUCUAUACACAUUUCUAGUGUCUCUCAAACCUAAAGUUCUGACAGUGUAGGUUUGAAAUCGUUUAGGUUUUGUUUAAUUUAUAUCAAAUUCUGCAAGAUAUUCGGUCUUCUCGCUUUCAAUUGUGCAUUUGAAAAAAUGACAGCUUCAAUGCCGAUAUAAAACAAUGAAAGGCUUCAUCACUAAGUAUUACUCAUGCUAUGCUGUUAAACAGUGCAGAUUAGGACUAAGAAUGGUCCAUUGAAUGUAGUUAAUCAUAAGUGGUGAAGACUUAGUAACAUUUAAACUGUUGCAAUAAUUGUUAUAUAUUUGUCCUCAGCACUGAAACUAUCUAUCUAAUAUUAGUCUUUUGUUCACAGUAUGAAAAUCAAUUUCUAGUUAUGAGUGCAUAGCCAGUAAGUUCUUACCUUAUUUUACUUAUUUAUUUUAUUUUUAAGUCGAAUCACUAUGGAAUUUACAAAUUUACCUACUAAUCUUUUUUACUUUUCCUAAAGUAUUUCUUUCAGAAUUUGGGACGUGUGUUUCUGUUGCGAUCACAAUUUAAAUUUUUUUCUAUGUUAAAGGAGAAAAUUAAUUUUUUUGAAAAGUUGGAAACCUUUUGAGAAUACUUGAACAUACAUGAGUGUUCAACUGCUGAAACUAUUUAAUUCUAUGCAAUUUGUUUACAUAGGAAGUUUUUUUAUUGAGUUUUUAUUAUAUAUGAAAUGGAAGCCAUAUCUAUUUAAAAACUGUAGUAGAUGUGACUCAUCAGUCAGAAAUUGCUUUAGAAUAAGGUCUAAAGGUAUUGAUUUUUAUAGUAAUCUGUGGUCAUUUUGUAAUUGGUUCAAAUAAAGCAAUUUUAUGUCUUA